UAUGCAUGCACACCUGCAGCCUGCCCGCAGCCCUCGCCUGCUAGUCUGUCUCCAGAGGCCAUGAGACGAUUGCUGCCACUGCUGCUGCUGGGAGCCUGGGCUAUCCCAGGGGCCACUGGGGACAGGAUCUCCCUCAGUGCCGCUGCCCCACAGCUGGAUGAUGAGGAGAAGUACUCAGCUCACAUGCCCACCCACCUGCGCUGUGAUGCCUGCAGGGCCGUGGCCUACCAGAUGCGGGAGCAUCUGGCAAAAGCAGAGGCCAAACUUCAACCCCGAGAUUCCCUGGGACAGCGGGAGCUGAGUGAGUCAGAGUAUACGGAUGUCCUGGACCGGAGCUGCUCCCAGGACUGGCAGGACUACGGGGUCCAAGAAGUGAACCAUGUGAAGCGUCUCACUGGCCCGGGGCUUAGCGAGGGGCCAAACUUACACAUCCAAGUGAUGAUCAGAGGGGGCCCCUGGCCCACCAGGCUCUCUACCACCUGUUUACACUACCUCGGGGAGUUUGGAGAAGAAAGCAUCUAUGAAGCCUACCUCCAAGGCCAAGGGGCUCUGGAGGAGCUGCUGUGUGGGGGUCCCCGUGGAGCCUGCUUGGAGGAAGCACCUGUCCGAAGGGGAGAGCUCUAGUUUCCCUCUGCUUUGCCUGAACAGCAGCUGGCUUUCCACAUUCCUUCCUACAGGCCAGGCAAUUUGGAGGUAGGGAGGCCUUGCCCUGUGCUCCCUCUCCCUCCCUCUCGCCUCUUCUCCAUGGCACUGAAGCCUGGACAAGGAACAAGGCCUUCCCCUCCGGACUCAAAUAAAACCCAGUGACCUUAA
This is a messenger RNA of Ochotona princeps (American pika), 813 nucleotides long. It is a transcript of the gene MZB1, whose product is annotated as marginal zone B and B1 cell specific protein. The coding region runs from base 61 to 624 and encodes 187 amino acids. The transcript has 4 exons. Lineage: Eukaryota; Metazoa; Chordata; Mammalia; Lagomorpha; Ochotonidae. Gene Ontology annotation, biological process: regulation of B cell proliferation. Gene Ontology annotation, cellular component: endoplasmic reticulum chaperone complex; extracellular region. The record is from RefSeq and is a predicted model, not a curated record.